CAGAAGUCAUGCUGUAGAUGUGAAUUUUCUUCCAUAUGUAGUGGUACAGGCUGAAGGUGUUGUGACUCGCAUUGAACCAUGUUAGCAAAGAAUUGCUCAUUGGAUUGUGACAGUUUUCACAGGUUCAUUUCCACAGACAUGGGUUGGGAUGCUCAUUUGAGCAGCUCAGCUGGCAAACUUGAGAUGAAAGGAAAAAAGACUCAAUCAGAUUAUGAUGCUUUAGGUAUGGCUCCAGUGGAAGAAGAGUAUUUUACUGAUUUGGUGAAAGCUAAGCAAUUGGCACUCAAAACUAAUAAGGUGAAGACAAGAUAUACCAAUACAUACAGACUGGAGUCACAUAAUAAGUUUCGGGAUUAUUUAGUAAGAGACAGAGCUCAAGCAAUACUAAUGAAUAAACUUCAGCAACACAAGUAUGAUGGAGUUUCCAGUCCCUCCUUGUGUGCUUCAAUCUCUGAAGAAAUAUUAAAGGCUGUGAAGGAAUUGGACUUUGACCGUUAUAAGUAUGUGGUAUCAGUACUAAUUGUGGAAAAGGCAGGCCAGGCAAUGAAUGUUGCCAGCAGAUGGGUCUGGGAUGCUCAAAGAGACACUUGGGUUUCAGCUAAAUACGAAACUGAAACAUUUAUUGCACUGGCUUUGGAUGACACAGAAGAAAACUCCAAUGAUGGCAGCCAGCCAUCCAAAAGACGACGUAUGGGCUCAGGGGACAGUUCUAGGAGCUGUGAAACUUCUAGUCAAGACCUUGGAUACAGCUAUUUUCCUGCUGAAAACUUGAUAGAAUACAAGUGGCCGCCAGAUGAAACAGGAGAGUACUAUAUGCUUCAGGAGCAAGUCAGUGAAUAUUUGGGUGUGACUUCCUUUAAAAGAAAAUAUCCAGAUUUAGAAAGACGAGAUCUAUCUCACAAGGAGAAACUCUACCUCAGAGAACUAAAUGUCAUCACGGAGACUCAGUGCACACUAGGUCUAACAGCUUUGCGUAGUGAUGAAGUAAUUGAUCUUAUGAUUAAAGAAUACCCUGCCAAACAUGCUGAGUAUUCCGUUAUACUGCAAGAGAAAGAACGUCAGCGAAUAACAGAUCAUUAUAAAGAGUACUCUCAAAUGCAGCAGCAGAAUACACAAAAAGUAGAAGCCAGUAAAGUUCCAGAAUAUAUAAAAAAGGCUGCCAAGAAAGCUGCAGAAUUCAACAGCAAUUUAAACCGAGAGCGGAUGGAAGAAAGAAGAGCCUAUUUCGAUCUACAGACACAUAUUAUCCAGGUGCCUCAAGGAAAAUACAAAAUCUUGCCUACAGAGAGAACAAAGGUUAGUCCUUAUCCAGUGGCUCUCAUACCCGGCCAGUUCCAGGAGUACUACAAAAGAUACUCUCCAGAUGAACUUCGUUACUUGCCAUUAAACACAGCUCUUUAUGAACCUCCUUUGGAUCCAGAGCUACCUGCGUUAGACAGUGAUGGAGAUUCAGAUGAUGCAGAUGAAGGGCGAGGUGAUGAAAAACGGAAAACCAAAGGCAAUUCGGACAAUUCAUCUGGCAAUGUAUCUGAAGGUGAUUGCGCCACAGACAACCAGGAGGAUUCUUUUCAGGGAAGACAAAAAACAAGAGACAAAAGUGCUACUCCAAGAAAAGAUGGUUCCAAACGUUCUGUAUUAUCCAAAUCAGUUCCUGGGUACAAGCCAAAGGUCAUUCCAAAUGCUAUAUGUGGAAUUUGUCUGAAGGGUAAGGAGUCCAACAAGAAAGGAAAAGCUGAAGCUCUUAUACAUUGCUCCCAGUGUGACAACAGUGGCCACCCUUCUUGCCUUGAUAUGACCCCGGAGCUUGUUGCUAUGAUUAAGACUUACCCUUGGCAAUGUAUGGAGUGUAAAACGUGCAUUAUAUGUGGGCAGCCUCACCAUGAAGAAGAAAUGAUGUUCUGUGAUGUAUGUGACCGUGGUUAUCACACUUUUUGUGUGGGGCUUGACGCUAUCCCUUCAGGUCGCUGGAUUUGUGAUUGUUGUCAGAAAGACCCUCCCGUACCCAGAAGAGGAGGAAGAAGGGGGAAAAACAGCAAGGAGGGCUAACCCCCCCCCCCAAAUUGCUGUCCAAAACUUAACUGCACAAAUUAGAAGUGAUACUUUGGUGCUAUUUAACCAACCACUCUUAAGAGGAACAAUACCACUUUUUUUUUCUUUUUACCAAAUAAACUUUUAAUUUUGGCUAUAUAAUGACUUUUUUCUGAUACAAGUCACUAAUCAUGUCCUGUCAGGUGUCUAGAUAGAGACAGACAAGCCAAAUUCCCACUCGAGAAGGCUUUCAGUAAUGAAAUUUAAAUUGUACAUGCACCAUUUGUAUAAAAUUAUAGUAAUGUUCUUGUUUCAGUGCACUCAUCAGUAAGCUCUGUGAAAAGAAAAUUACAGAGCAAUUUAAAUAUACACUAUUUGCAUAGCAGCUGGUUAUUUUGAAAGUCUCAAUCAAAGCAAAAAAUACUCCUGGAAAAACUAACUUUGAAGGAAGAGUAGGCAUGCCCUGACCUUCUUACAAUAUGCUGUGAAUUCCUUUCAGCAGAAGUUUUCUUUGCAAGCUAAUGACUUAUUCAUAAAGAUGUACUAAAAAAAAAAA
Athene cunicularia (burrowing owl) is the source of this 2584-nucleotide messenger RNA. It is a transcript of the gene PHF10, whose product is annotated as PHD finger protein 10. The transcript has 16 exons. Bases 79 to 2046 code for a protein of 655 amino acids. Gene Ontology annotation, molecular function: dynein intermediate chain binding. Gene Ontology annotation, cellular component: cytoplasmic dynein complex; npBAF complex; cytoplasm. The record is from RefSeq and is a predicted model, not a curated record. Gene Ontology annotation, biological process: microtubule-based movement. NCBI's taxonomy places the organism in Eukaryota, Metazoa, Chordata, Aves, Strigiformes, Strigidae.